This is a messenger RNA of Microdochium trichocladiopsis, 324 nucleotides long. RefSeq lists its product as uncharacterized. Bases 1 to 324 code for a protein of 107 amino acids. The transcript has 4 exons. The record is from RefSeq and is a predicted model, not a curated record. NCBI's taxonomy places the organism in Eukaryota, Fungi, Ascomycota, Sordariomycetes, Xylariales, Microdochiaceae.
AUGAAAUGUGCUCAACAUUUGGCGUGGAACCAUAGUUUCGCAGAGAUCUCGGGCACUGCAUGUGACGGUGCUAUGGGCCCGAAGAGUGCACUUUUAGCGAUGCAGCCCUCGCGAUGGACCUUCUCGUGGGUCAUCGCAGAAUCUCCAUUGAGGCCCACCAUUGCCAUUAAUCGGAUUCAUACGCAACGUGUGGAAGACCACCAACGGUUUAAGCAUCUCGACACUUCCGCAGCUACUGGCAUCGCCCUCACGGCGGUUAUCGCCAUCGCUGCUAGCUCUCUCCUCUACUACUCGAAAAUAUCCGACGUAACGGAUAUACCCUAG